AUGACGUCACCAGCCAGCCUCCUAAUUGUGAUGUGGAGCUCCUAUUGUGAUGUCAGGGGCCGCAUCCCGGCGCUGUCACGGCAAAGUUGCUGUGCCGAGGCUCGGGAGGCCUCAGUGUGCAGAGCAGCUCUUUGGCACGCUCGCUGCAGGCGGGAGCUGCUGCUUGACGAGGUGUCUGCCAGCAGGCUGCACCCUGACAGCACUCUGAGUAUUUUCUUUGUGCCCACAGGUAUUGUCCGGUGCAGACUUGAGCAGCACUGCUGCGACCAUGGACAGAGUGUGCGCUGCUGCAGUUUGCACGGCUUUUUCUGUGGCUUAUUCCGGGUACUUCUUCACCCACCUGGCACGUCACAUCGCCCGUGCCUGGAGAGAAUCCGCUCCUUGGGUGAGUGGGAAAGGAGCCUUUGGCCUUGGGAGCGUUGGACAGUUGUGGAGCACGGCAGCCCAAAACCAACCUCUGAGCUUCCUCUGGCUGCCUGUGUUGCUGAAGAAGAGGCCAAAGGGGAGGAAGAUGCCCACCAAGCUGCAGAUGCUGCCACUGCAGGGCCUGAGCACCCAGCAUCAAGCUCCAGCGCCUCUGUCGUGGCACCUGCACGAGCUGCAGCUGCAGGCUCUGAAGAAGCCGCCAGUCCCCAAGCUGGGAGCUCCAGCACGAGCAGCUCGUGCACCUGGAGCACAAGCAGUUCCUCUGGCGGCACAGAGCAGCUGCGAGAGAGGACAGAGGACGAGUGGCUGGCCAUGCUGAGGAUGCUGGUGAGCAAAGAAGAUCCAGAGGCGAAAUAUACAGAUCUGGAAAUCAUUGGCAAAGGGGGUUUCGGCACUGUGUGCACGGCGGUGGAGACUGCCACAGGAGAAGAGGUGGCCAUUAAGAAAAUUAGUCUCCUGCAAGAGAGCAGCAAGGAGCUAUGCGUGAAGGAAAUCCAGGUCAUGCGGGACAAUAAGGACGGCAACCUGGUGAACUAUAUAGACAGCUACCUGGUGCACGAGGAACUCUGGCUCGUGAUGGAAUACAUGGACGGAGGUUCCUUACACGAUGUCAUCAGGGAGACCAGGAUGGCAGAAGGAGAGAUUGCAGUCGUCUCUCGGGAGUGCCUGCAAGGCCUGGAUUUCCUUCACUCCAAGCAAGUGAUCCACCGAGACAUCAAAAGCCACAACAUUCUCCUGAGCUUGGAUGGAUCUGUCAAGUUGGCUGAUUUUGGACUCGCUGCUCAGCUCACGGCUGAGCAGAGCAAACGGAGAUCAGCUGUCGGCACUACUUACUGGAUGGCGCCAGAGAUUUUCACCAGGAAGCCCUAUGGCCCCAAAGUGGACAUCUGGUCCUUUGGCAUCGUGGGCAUCGAGAUGGUGGAAGGAGCGCCUCCUUACCUGAUGAAAACCUCCCGCACGGUUGGACAGCUGAUCAGCACCGGGGGCACCCCGAAGCUGCAGAACCCCAGGCAGCAGUCCCCUUGGCUGCGAGACUUUCUGCGCUGCUGCCUGCAGACAGACGAGGACAGGCGCUGGUGUGCCCAGGAACUUCUGCAGCAUCCGUUUGUAACCUCAGCCAAGCCGACCUCCAGCCUGACGCCUCUGAUCAUGGCAGCACAGCAGUUUAUGGCUGACAGCAGAUACUAG
Oenanthe melanoleuca is the source of this 1614-nucleotide messenger RNA. Its product is annotated as serine/threonine-protein kinase PAK 3-like. The coding region runs from base 1 to 1614 and encodes 537 amino acids. The record is from RefSeq and is a predicted model, not a curated record. NCBI's taxonomy places the organism in Eukaryota, Metazoa, Chordata, Aves, Passeriformes, Muscicapidae. Gene Ontology annotation, molecular function: ATP binding; protein serine/threonine kinase activity. The transcript is spliced from 12 exons. Gene Ontology annotation, cellular component: cytoplasm. Gene Ontology annotation, biological process: regulation of actin cytoskeleton organization; intracellular signal transduction; regulation of axonogenesis.